This is a messenger RNA of Penicillium coprophilum, 156 nucleotides long. RefSeq lists its product as uncharacterized. The annotation marks the transcript as partial. The transcript is spliced from 2 exons. The record is from RefSeq and is a predicted model, not a curated record. Lineage: Eukaryota; Fungi; Ascomycota; Eurotiomycetes; Eurotiales; Aspergillaceae.
GGCAAAUCACGCGACCACUAUGAGUCCCAUACCGGGAAACUUCCCAAGCGAAAUCGAAACUCGAUCUCUCUCUUUCUCGACCUUGUUAGUCUGGCGCUCGCAUAUCUGCAUUACCUCUCUUACAGCUCUCCACUUCUUCGAUUGACUAGCUCCUAG